Molecule: messenger RNA, 914 nt
Organism: Lindgomyces ingoldianus
Lineage: Eukaryota; Fungi; Ascomycota; Dothideomycetes; Pleosporales; Lindgomycetaceae
Exons: 1
Coding region: 18-914 (298 amino acids)
Cellular component (GO): nucleolus
Molecular function (GO): rRNA (adenine) methyltransferase activity
Source: RefSeq, a predicted model, not a curated record
UAUACGGCGCAGCGCCUAUGGCGGUCAAAAAGCGCCAGAAGGCUCUUUCUAGUGGACGGCCUCCUAUCAGCAAGAAGAACCUUGAAGGAGGAUCAUUGAGUGCAAAGGCAACGAGAAAUAUCAUCCGUACCCAUCAUCGGCUUCACAAGGAACACGCAGCAGCCUUAAAGAGGGGAGACAAAACUCUCGCUGCGCAUCUAGAAGACGCAAUUGAGGGGAAUGGUGGUCUAAAAGUCUACCAAGCGGCGAGCAAGCAAGGCCAAUCCAAAUCCCGCGGAGGCGACUCGAGCAAAAUCCUUGUGAACUGGCUCCAGCACAACGGUAUCAUCAAGAGCAACAUCCGCGUGCAGAAAGAUAGCAAAGAACCAAAAAAGGCACCCUACAGGUUGCUAGAGGUUGGAGCCCUGUCCAGUGAGAACGAAAUCUCUAAGUUCCCGGAUAUCAUUAAAGUUACGCGCAUCGAUCUCAACAGCCAGGGCCCCGGCAUCACGCAGCAAGAUUUCAUGAAACGGCCUUUGCCGGAAGCACCGGAGGAGUUUUUCGACAUCGUUUCUCUCUCCCUCGUGCUUAAUUACGUCCCCGACCCCGCACAACGAGGCGAGAUGCUGAAACGCAUCACCCAGUUCCUGCGUGCUCAGGAACAGCUGCAAUCACCAAGCCAGGCUCACAAUAUUUUCCCGGCUCUAUUCUUUGUUCUACCGCUACCUUGUGUGGCAAAUUCGAGGUACUUGGAUGAGAACAAAUUAGUACAGAUAAUGGGAAACCUAGGUUUUACAUUGCGAGAGCGGAAGAAUACUGCUAAGUUAUGCAAUUAUUUAUUCACGUUGAGUGGGAAGGGCAAUAGGUUCAAGUCUAAGAAAGAGAUGAUAGGCGAUUCUCGUACUAUGAAUAAUUUCUGCAUUGUGAUAGAUUGA